AUGGCCUCUUCGUCUUCUGAUCUAUUAUCAGCUACGGCAACAACAACAGCAUCUUGUUUUCCGAUUCAAGCUGUGUGUGCAGACGAGGACGUUCAAAGAGCGUUACUAUGCCGGCAUUUCAUGUUUCUGGACGAUGCAGUAUUCUUUUAUUUGGCUCAAUCUGGUCUGUUGAAUAAAAUAGUGAACGUAUUUCAAGCUAAAGAUUGUAAGCUGAAUGGGUCAAAUCAAAUUAAUGGUCAAAAGCGUUGCCAUGAAGAUAUUGAUGGUGUCUACGAUACCGACAAUAAUUCAUCUGAUAGUGAAGAGUUACCAAGAAAGAAAACGAAAAGAAUUAGAAUAACUCUUGUUGAUAUUUCAACUCAAACGGACGAUUCUUCAAUAAUGACUUUAUCUUCUCCAUCGUCAUUAGAUUCUAUUCUAUCAACAACAACGAAAACAAAAGCAAUAGUAGCACAAGCCGUAGAUGUGGACGCUGCACGUGAGAAAAGACGCUACCAAUUACGACUCUUAGCUUUUCAUACCAUAUCUUUACACAAAAGCGACUUUGCUCUCUUAGAUCAUCAUGGAUUACUGGAUCCACUCGUUCAAAUAAUCGAAGAUGUCGAACGCACAGGUGCUAUUACACCCUACUUACAAUCCUUUGAUAAGAAAGAUUCAGUUGAUUCUAUUGAAGUACACGAGAAGCAUGGCAUCUGUGAAGGACUAGAAGAAGAAGACGAUGAUGACGAUGAAAAUGAAGACGAUGAAGGUGGGGAUAUAGAUUAUCAGCUUGAAAUGUUGAGGGAAGCUGAGGAUGAUGACGAGGAAGUUGAAAUUGAACAGAACGAGUCCAGCAGUAUGGAAAGGAUAUUUCAAGAAUAA
This is a messenger RNA of Adineta steineri, 861 nucleotides long. NCBI's taxonomy places the organism in Eukaryota, Metazoa, Rotifera, Eurotatoria, Adinetida, Adinetidae. The record is from the annotation of a GenBank genome assembly.